Molecule: messenger RNA, 2248 nt
Organism: Dalotia coriaria
Lineage: Eukaryota; Metazoa; Arthropoda; Insecta; Coleoptera; Staphylinidae
Gene: Alg9
Product: alpha-1,2-mannosyltransferase Alg9
Exons: 7
Coding region: 231-2066 (611 amino acids)
Biological process (GO): protein N-linked glycosylation
Cellular component (GO): endoplasmic reticulum membrane
Molecular function (GO): alpha-1,2-mannosyltransferase activity
Source: RefSeq, a predicted model, not a curated record
CCUAACUACACUAAAGCAAACCUCAUUUGCUCUUUCGUUUUUAUCAUUCCGGUUCUGCUGGGUAUGUAAAUAAUAAAACACUGCGCGUUGCGUGUUUGAUGAUGUGUUAACUCCAAAUCAUGUGCCGGGAAAGAUAAGAUCAAUAUUAAUACGAAUUAAUAAUAACUACAACAUGCGGUGAUCGUAGUAGCGGUGUAUGUACUCUUCGAAAAUACUGUUUGGAAGUGAAAAUGGGUAGGAAUCCACCUUCUUUGAAGCUGAGGCAGCAGGCGCAGAACGGGAGUUUUAAUCGAAAAGAUCACAGAAAGGAACCAAAGAAACUGGCGGCACAAAAAGAAAAAGAACAAUUCCAAGGAAGAAAAAAAAAUGAAAAGAGUGAUGACUCUCCACUCUAUCCUGGAGGUGAUACUGCAUUCAAAGCAUUAUUAUCUGCCAGAUUUUGUGCUGCAAUCUGGUCCAAUAUUUCAGAUUGUGAUGAGACCUAUAAUUAUUGGGAACCAAUGCAUUACUUAAUUUUUGGAAAAGGCUUGCAAACAUGGGAAUAUAGUCCUGAAUUUGCCCUUAGAUCUUACACUUAUUUAAUGAUCCAUGCCACACCUGCUUAUUUAUAUCACAAGAUCUUGCAGCCCAAUCCACUAUUGAUAUUUUAUUUGAUUCGGUGUGUUUUGGGUUUGCUUUGUUCUUUUGUUGAAGUGUAUUUCUACAAAGCUGUAUGUAGAGAGUUUGGAGUACAAGUUGGGCGAAUUUGGCUUGCAUUUGAGCUGCUUUCAGCAGGAAUGUUUAUAUCCAGCAGUGCAUUCCUUCCAUCAUCAUUUGCAAUGUAUACAUUUACUGCAGCUUGCUGGGCUUGGUGGACCCAAAAGUAUCCAUUAGCAAUAUUUAUGGUUGCAUUGGGUGCAUUUUUAGGUUGGCCUUUUGCUGUUGUAUUAGGAAUACCAAUAGCCUAUGAUAUCAUAUUCCGAUGCAAAGAAUACAAACUGUUUCUUCAGUGGGCAGUUAUUUCCGCAAUAGUGAUUUUGGCCCCGAUGGUUGCCAUUGAUUCGAUGCAUUACGGCCGCCUUGUUAUCGCACCAUUCAACAUUGUCAAAUACAAUGUAUUUGGUGGUGCAGGUCCAAAUUUGUAUGGCACUGAGCCUUUAAGUUACUAUUUGAUAAAUGGAUUUUUAAAUUUCAAUUUUAUAUGGAUACUUGCCCUGACAUGUCCGGUAUUUCUCCUUUUGCAAUAUUUGUUGGUGCCUGCAAAGCAUAAGAUGACACUCACAUUGCCAUAUUACCUCUCACUAUCACCACUUUUCUUAUGGCUUGCAAUCUUCAUGAUGCAACCCCACAAAGAAGAAAGGUUUUUGUUCCCGAUUUACCCUUUGAUAUGCCUGUGUGGAGCAAUAUCAGUUGAUGUAGUACAAAAAUUAUAUUACCGCGUAUAUUGCCUAUUCAAACCCAGCAGCAUUGGCACUCACUACCUGGAGAAAACCGUCUGGAUAAUGGUCAUUGCUAUUCUAUCAACAGGCGUGAUUGGCAUUUCCCGCAUGUUUUCUCUGUACCAGAAUUAUCAUGCUCCAUUUGACUUACUAAUGGAACUCAAUCGGUAUCCGAGUGAAGGUCGAAUCCUCCCAAAAACUAUCGUUAAUGUCUGCGUGGGCAAAGACUGGCAUCGCUAUCCAUCCUCAUUCUUCCUUCCUAGCCCAAAUUGGAAUAUAAAAUUUAUCAAGUCUGAGUUUGACGGAAUGUUGCCUGCUCCUUAUUCACAAGGAGACAAUGCGACAAAGAUUAUUCAUGAUCACUUCAAUGACAAAAAUGAAGAAGUUGAGUCAUUAUACUUUGAAUUGCACAGGUGCCAUUUUAUGUUGGAUCUUGAUCUUGGAAAGGAGACCAGCCUGGAACCGAUUUACGCAAAGCAGGUGGAUAAAUGGAAAUUUGUUAAAGGCUUGCCGUUUUUGAAUGCGGAGAAAUCACAUCCAUUAUUUAGGGCUUUUUACAUUCCAUUUCUAUCGCAGCAGUAUGUAACGUACGGUAAUUUUACGCUUUUACAGAAGGUACCUAUAAGCAAACCUAGACCUAAACCAUAACGAAAUAUGUAUAUGUAUUAAACAAAGGAAAAUCGCGGCGUCCUUGUUCCUGACGAUUUUAUAUUUCUUUUACAAUAAGAUAAAGGAAUAGCAAUAUUGUGAAUUUGCAAAUUCACAUCAAACAAGAGGCACCAAAGAUAACAUGUAGUACAUUUAUUAAAUAAUAAUACUUAAACAUUUAA